Nomia melanderi (Alkali bee) is the source of this 4394-nucleotide messenger RNA. It is a transcript of the gene Rrp5, whose product is annotated as Ribosomal RNA Processing 5. Lineage: Eukaryota; Metazoa; Arthropoda; Insecta; Hymenoptera; Halictidae. Gene Ontology annotation, molecular function: protein binding; RNA binding. Gene Ontology annotation, biological process: rRNA processing. The record is from RefSeq and is a predicted model, not a curated record. Gene Ontology annotation, cellular component: nucleolus; small-subunit processome; nucleus.
UCAUUCAUUAUUUUAAUACGUAAGUUAUCGCACGUGGCGCUGUCUAAUACUAACAUAACCUAUAAACGCUAAAUGUGAUCACAUGUGACGCAGAAAACAUUCGUAAAUGUGACAUACGUUGCCCAUACCUGUAAUUUUUAUUAGAAACUAUAAAGAUGACAUUAAAAAAUUUUCCCAGGGGAGGAAAAAAGGUUCAAGAGAAGAAACCAUCAACUUCGAUACGAAAAAAAUAUGAAAAGGUUAAAAAAAGGAAACAAGAAAGGGGAAGCGUUAGAAAAAAUGAUGGGGAGGAAGAAAAUUUUGUUGCUAAUACUGCAGAACGUUUAUCAUAUACAACGAUAUGUGAAGGAUUAGUAGUGUUAGGGCGUAUCUUUGAAAUAACAGAAUAUGAUUUACUUAUAUCUAUACCUGGUGGUUUGAUAGGUCGUGCUCAAGUUACAGACAUUAGCGAAUCAUACACAAAUUUAUUGCAAAGUUUAAUUAAAUGUAAGGAUGAUCAGCCAAGUGAAUUUAAACCAUUAUCCGAAUUAUAUUCUUGUGGAGAUCAAGUUGUGUGCUACAUAAAAAGUAUACAACCUCAAGAAAAGUGGCAAAUUAUGUUAUCACUUGAACCUAAAUUAAUAAAUCAAAAUUUGAAUAUCGACUACUUGAGUAAUGGCAUGAAAGUGAUAUGUACUGUUAGCAGUAUAGAGGACCAUGGUUGUAUCGUAGAUAUAGGUUUAACAAAUGUAAGGGGAUUUGUACCUUUGAAAGAUUAUACUGCACAACAAUCCUUGUCACCAGGUAAACAACUUCUGUGUCACAUAAAGGAGAUUAAGACAAGUGAGAAUACAUCAACUAUUAAAUUAUCAGCAAAAUUGGGAUUAGUCGAAGCAAUAAGUAAUAUUGAAAUUAAAUCAUUGGAUAGCUUAAUGCCAGGAACAAACUUUAACUUACAUGUGAAAAAGACACUUUCUAAUGGAUUGUGUGUUUCCUUUGGUAAUAAUCAUGUAGGUUAUAUAAAUCAACUCUAUUUAAAGGAACCCUUAUCCAAAUAUUCGAAGGGAAUGAAAAUUACUGGUAAAUUACUUUACAUUUUACCAACUGUGAAAUUUGGAUACUUUAGUUUAUUAGCAAAUAAACCUAAAGAUAAUUCUAUAAAACCAGGAGAUAUUAUAGAAGAAGCAACUGUCUUAUUUAGAGAAUCUGCAGGAAUUGUAUUACAAUUAACAAAAACCGGGGUCCGAGGAUUUUUACCAUUGAAAAGAACAAAUUUUCGCUAUGAUAAAAUUCUUGAAAAAUUUGCACCUGGUAGCAUACAUAAGUGUAGAGUGAUAUCGUAUUGCUGGAUGGAUGGUACUUAUGUUUGUUCUAUGCAGCAUUCGUUAAUGCAAGAAAGAUAUUUUUCACUCUUAGAGUUUAAACCAGGUGACUUGGUAAAUGUGAAAAUUACAAAUAUAAAUAUGGAAAAUGGUUUUAUCGAUGUUCAAGCUGGUAAAAUUGUUGGCCAUAUUACGUCGGAUCAUAUAUCAGAUGCAGGAAUAAGCGCUUUAAAAGAAUUUAAAGUUGGUCAAGAAGUUGAAGGAAAAGUGUUAGCCAUUAGUAAUACACGGAAAAAAGUAUAUCUUACAUUAAAGAAAUCACUUUUAUCAAGCGAUCUACCUAUAUUAUAUGAUAUUGAAAUGGCAAAUAAAGGGUCCAUACACCAUGGUACCAUUAUUAAAAUAAAUAAAGGUGGUAUAAUGGUAAAAUUUUUUGGUGAGUUAAGAGGUUGGAUUCCCUAUUUUGCGUUGGACAAACAAGCAUCUGCUGAAAAUUGGAAUUAUUCUAUUGGACAAACGAUUAUGGUUCAGAUCGAAUCGGUAGACAAAAAUUCUGGAAGAAUAGAUUUAAGCAUACCAACUAAGAGAACAAUAAUAAAAGAAGAAAAGUUUGAAAUUGGGGAACACGUCGAAGGAACAAUUACAGAAUCAUCUAUCGAAGGUGUAUAUUUGAGAAUAAGUAAAAACGAUGGACAAACUGUUAGUACAGGAUUUUUACCUGCUGGACAUAUGUCGCCCUGUAUGAAAAUUGCUGCUUUAUUAGCAUCGAAAUGUAUUCCUGGAGAUACCCUGUCUGCCUUAGUGUUUGCCACAGAACCUAGUUUAAUUUUAACUAGAACUUUUUUACUUGAAGAAAAUUGUAGACAGUUUGAUCAAUUAAAAGUAGGUAACUCUAUACCUUGUUCGAUUAGAGACAUAGAACCGGAUGGUAUAAGAGUUAUAUUACCCAUUAAGGGAUGCUCACCAUUCGGAUAUGUCUCGUACAGUAAUGUCAGUCAUUUUAAUAUGUUGCACAGGCAUCAAAUUUUAUUUGCGAAAAUUACCUCCAUUAACAGAAAAGAUAAGCUACUAGGUUUGUCAUUAACAUUGAAAAAAAUAUUUGACGAACUAACCGAUCCUACAAGUAGAAUGAUGGUAUCGAUAGAUGCUUUACAUUUAUACUUUAAUAAAUUAGCAGAAUUAGCCAAAAAUCCUUACUAUGAAAAUAGACCCAUCUCAUCAGUUGCUUUAGGACAGAAAGUAGUAGGAAAAGUUGCACAAAUUACUGACGCUGGUAUUGUAGUUCAAUUAGAAAACAAUUUGUUAGGAGCAAUACGGAAAGAUCAUUGUGCUGGGAGUCCAAAAGUAGGAGAUACAGUCUCUGCAACAAUUCUCUGGAAGGAUUACAUCCUCGAAACUGUUGAGAUGACAAUGUUACCUUCUUUAAUGAAAGCUAUAAAUAUAAAGCAAAAUAAACAGGUACACAUUCCUGAUGGGAAAGUAGUCCGCGGAAAAAUUUUAAUGGUAACAAACUGGUUUACUUUAAUUAUUUUAAAAGGACAUGGUAAAGGUUUAUUGGCAGCAGUGCCUGUUCGGCGUCAUACAAAUGAUAUACAACCAGAUGUAUCACCCUAUUUUGUUCAUGCAAAAAUCAGGUGUUACGUAAUAUUACAUUCCAGUCAAUCGGAUAUUAUGCCUAUUUGUAUGAUGAAGUCUGCAUUUGAAUCAAAAUAUAUUGCCGAAACAAAACCAGUUAAAGACACUUUAAAGAGAAAGAAAGUGCAACAGACAAAUGACGAACCAUCUGUUAAAAAGAUAAAGACCGAAGAACCUCAGGAAACUGUUGAAGUUCCAUCUAAAAAGAAAAAUAGUAAAAAACACAUAUCGGAAGACAUAAACGAAGAAACUUCAAAUAAAAAGAAAAUUAAACAGAAAAAAGAAAAAGGAUCGAAGAAAAUUGAAGAAGAGAAUGAUCUAACAGAAACAAGAAUUAUUGUAGAAAGAUCAAGUGAUGGUGAUAAAAGAGAAAAGCCCAGGAUACCAGAGUGUGGAUUCUUCUGGGACGAGAAACCUGAUUUGAAUCUGCUUAAAAAUGAAGAAUCGUCUAGCGAUAGCGAGGUUGAAACGGAACAGCAACCGAAACAGAAAAAGAAAAAACUAAACGCCGCUGAGCGAAGAGAACAGGAAAAACAGAAAGAACGUGAAAUUCGUCAGAGGGAGGAAGCACUCGCCAGUAAUACAUUGCCAAAUUCUGUUGACCAAUUUGAUAGAUUGGUUUUAGCAAGUCCGGACAGUUCAAUAAUUUGGUUACAAUACAUGGCAUAUCAUUUACAGACAACAGAAAUCGAAAAAGCAAGAGCUGUUGCAAGAAGGGCUGUCAAAACAAUCAGCUUUAGGGAAGAGAAUGAAAGAUUAAAUGUAUGGAAUGCUUGGUUAAAUUUAGAAUCGAAAUUUGGAACACCCGAAUCAUUGAAUGACGUAUUCCAAGAGGCAGUGAGGACCAACGAUUCAUUGAAAGUGUACACGCAUAUGUUAACAGUGCACUUUGAGGCUGAGAGGCAAAAUGAAUUAGAAAAAAUAAUUAACACCAUGCUUGGUAAAUUUAAGCAGAAUCCUGACGUAUGGAUCAAUUGUGGUACGGUGCUGUUAAAAAUGGGUUUGAAAGAUAAAUCAAGGCAUAUUAUGCAAAGGGCACUACAGUCUUUGCCGCCAUCACAACAUGUAAAUUUGAUGGCAAAGUUUGCGCUUCUGGAGAACAAAUUUGGAGAUAAACCAAGGUCUCAGACGUUGUUCGAGCAAAUCCUGAGUUCUUAUCCCAAGCGUGUUGACAUAUGGUCAUGUUACAUAGACUCAUUAAUCAAAUCAGAAGACAUCGACAUUGCAAGGAAAGUAUUGGAGCGAGCAGUUGUCCAAACGCUACCCCCAAGAAAAAUGAAGACUUUGUUUAAGAAGUUCAUCAGCUUUGAAGAACAAUAUGGCACGCGACAGAAUAUUGAUCGUGUUCAGCAGAUGGCCGCCGAAUACGUAGAGAAACAAUGUAACAAGAACUAAUCAUCUCUAACAACCUAAAUUCAAAAUAAAUUCAUUUCACACGUGUACACCUAUGAAUCAUCA